GUCUAUCUCAGCUUCUUGCAUGUGGGUUCAGCAGCCAGGACUGUAAAUCUGGGCACGUACAGAUCUGUUUGCCUGCUCAUGUAGAUGAGGUGGUUGAGCCUCUGCUAUCACUUAUUUUCCCAUUCCCACCUAGUGUUUUGUAGGCUACAAGGAACAAGGAGGAGCUCAGAGGCUGUCACUGAGAUGGCAUCUGGUUCUACAUAUCACCAUUUCCAUGGUCUUCCCCAAAGCCAGCUCUUCACCUGAUGGAGUUCCCUGCUGCUGUCUGGGUGCUUUGGCUGGGAAAUCAGGAGGGGAGAUCUGCGUGGUGCUGCCUGAGUCGCCCUGCCUGUCUCUGCCAGAGCCCCAAAGGAUUUUGCUGAUAGCUCUGCUCAGAAACUUUAUCUCCUGCCAUCAGGAUCCAUAUAAAAAGGACUUUGGACGUUCUGUAUUAAAUAAGCAGCCUUUCGCAAAAGGCUUCAGAACUGCUUUCCCUCCUCGCAGGUGGGAUUCCAGGCUUUGGUGGACAUGGAAGAAGAUUGUGGCCUCCUGUGAGUUUGUAAGAGCAGAGCUGUCAGUCUCCAGCACAGGCUGCCCAAAGAAGCUGUGGCUUCCCCACCCCUGGGUGUGCUCAAGGCCGGGCUGGAUGGGGGCCUGGGCAGCCUCAUCCAGGGAGGAUGCCCAUCACAAGGGGUUGUCACUGGGUGGAUGUUAAGGUCCCUUCCAACCCAAGUCACUCUAUGGUUCUAUAAGAUGAGCAGACCAUCACUAUUCUGACUCUUGAAAACUCAGUCUCACAAUGAAUAGCCAAUAUAUCACCUUUGGAAAGAGUUCACGUCCUUCCAAUGCCCCGCCUGCAGCCGUGGCAUCCUGCCUUGCAGGCUGUUUUCCACCAGCUGCAGGGCCAGCAUGUUCCAUUGGUAUCACAGCAAGGAGAUAACGUAUCAAGAAAUCUUAUUUCUCCUCACCAGCCAGCCUGAAAUCUGCUGAGACUGAGCAAAAUACUGGAGGGGACUUUGAAGCCAUGACUCAGGUUGCUCACUGAUAUAUUAACCCUUUGGAUUGGGAGUAUGAUAAAAAUGGGGAUGAAAGUGGAAAACGGUGUCUCCUUUAAUGUUUGGAAGCUGAGUGGGAUGGAAAAUGUAUGUGGUCCCAUCCUUAAAUCCCCCGAUUAGUUGUAGGGCCUUUAGGCAAGCAAGGGCAAGUGGCUGCUGUCUCAGGGAUGUGAUGGCUCCCACCACGUUUGGGAAGAACAGAUACAGCUCUAUGGAUAAAACAGGCCUUAGAAGAGCAUGACUCUGUAAUUGAGUGAAGUCUGUAAAACAUUGGGACUGAUCUUCCAUGAGGACUGGGGCUCGCAGCAGGAUCCUGCAGGCUGAUCAGGCAGUGAUGAAGCAAAGAGGAGGGAACAAGCCUGUUCCCGAGUUCCUGGUGCACCAGAGGCGAUCUACACAGUCCUAAAAAGGUUGCAAUGAAGAGACGGGCACCAUUCAUUACUUAAAUGCACGGAAAAACUCUGCCUGCUUUUGCAGUAAAAAUUAUUGAUCUGCUUCCCCUUAUCUUGCGUGAAGCCUGACUCACAGGGCUGUAACAGCAAUCAUUUUCAAGCUGGACUUUUCAGCAGGUUUCAAGCAGGAAGAUGUUCCUCCAACCCCUGGGACACGUGAGAGACCACAGGUACAGAGACAGCAUUGAGUGCACCAAAGCCUGACAGCACCCAGAACACCAAAACCCUUGGAGGCUGCGCUGCAAGGGCCAUGUGCAGACAGAGGACCAAGCUCCCCUUCUCCUUCCUGGAGAUAGCCCUCAUCACUCUCCUGGUGCUGAUGACAGCAGUGACUGUGGCCCUCCUCGUCCUCCACUUUGUCACUGGGGAGAGCAGCUCCAGCAACGAUUAUGAUGAACCAUCACCAACCCAGAAGCCAACAACUGGUGGCUCAGGAAACUACUUAGUGGGUGUAGGUCGCGCAGACUGCACAGGGCCUGUAGCAGAAAUUCCACUGAUGGGCUAUGCCAAUCCUGACCAGGUGGGUGGUGGGCUUCUCACACGCCUCUACAGCCGAGCCUUCAUUGUGGCUGAGCCCGAUGACUCCAGGAGAGUGGUGUUUGUCAGCAUUGACAUCGGGAUGGUGUCCCAGAGGCUGAGGCUGGAGGUGUUGAAGGUACUGAAGAGCAAGUAUGGCGAGCUGUACCGAAGGGACAACGUCAUCUUGAGCGGCACCCACACGCACUCAGGGCCUGGUGGUUACUUCCAAUACACACUCUUCUGGAUCACUAGCAAAGGGUUGAUCAAACCAAACCUCAAUGCUAUAGUGAAUGGCAUUGUAAAGAGCAUUGAUAUAGCACAUCAGAACAUGAAGAGAGGAAGGCUUUUUUUAAACAGAGGCGUGGUAGAAAACAGUCAGAUCAACCGCAGCCCUUACUCGUACCUCCAGAAUCCAGCAUUUGAACGCAGCAGGUACUCAGCCAACACAGAUAAAGAAAUGGUGAUGCUGAAGAUGGUAGAUGAGAAGGGACAUGAGCUAGGACUCAUAAGCUGGUUUGCUGUGCACCCUGUCAGCAUGAACAACACAAACCACCUCGUCAACAGUGACAACAUGGGCUACGCAUCUGUCCUGUUUGAGCAGGAGAAGAACAAGGACACGCUUCCUGGAGAGGGCUCUUUUGUUGCUGCCUUUGCAUCCUCCAACCUGGGGGAUGUGUCUCCCAACACCAAAGGUCCGUUCUGCAUAAACACGGGGGAAUCGUGUGAUAACCCACAGAGCACCUGUCCUGUUGGGGGGGCGUCGAUGUGCAUGGCCAUGGGACCUGGCACUGACAUGUUUGACAGUACGAGAAUUAUUGCACAAAAUAUCUACUUGAAAGCAAAGGAGCUGUAUGCCAGUGCUGCCCAGGAGCUCACUGGGCCCCUCCGCUCUGCCCACCAGUGGGUCAACAUGAGUGAUGUCCGGGUGCAGCUCAAUGCCACGCACACGGUUAAAACAUGCAAACCAGCCUUGGGACAUAGUUUUGCCGCAGGGACCAUAGAUGGAGUGGGGGCUUUCAACUUCACACAAGGCGCAGUAGAAGGGGACCCGUUCUGGGACAACAUCCGGGACCAGCUCCUGGGAGAGCCAUCCAAUGAAACAAAGGCUUGCCACCAACCAAAGCCAGUCCUAUUUAGCACCGGGGAGAUGACUUGGCCUCACCCCUGGCACCCUGACAUCGUAGAUGUUCAGAUUGCUACUAUCGGGUCAUUGGCAAUUGUUGCUGUUCCUGGAGAGUUUACGACCAUGUCGGGACGCAGGCUGCGGGAAGCUGUUCAAAGCGAAUUUGGCUCUCACGGUACAGCAGGGAUGGAUGUUGUAAUUGCAGGUCUGUGUAAUGUCUACACCCAUUACAUUACCACCUAUGAAGAAUACCAGGUUCAACGGUAUGAGGCAGCAUCGACUAUUUACGGACCACACACCCUUUCUGCUUAUAUCCAGCUGUACAGAGGACUUGCAAGGGCUAUCGCUAUGAACACAGUGCAGGACUUGCCAAGUGGCCCUGAGCCCCCACUUUUCAAUGUAACCAGCCUGACCUUGGUGCCUGCUGUCAGUCCCGAUAGAGCACCGGCGAAUAAGACAUUUGGGGAUGUGCUUCAAGAAGUGAACGGACAGUAUCGAGUGGGUGAAGUUGCCACAGUAACUUUUGUAGGUGCAAACCCCAGGAACUCUGCAGAGAACAUGACUGAACACAACUUCCUGACAGUGGAGAGAUACACCAGCAUUUCAGGGAGCUGGCAGGUGGUACAGAACGAUGCCUCCUGGGACACCAGGUUUUACUGGACCAAAGGGUCGUCUAGCCAGAGCAACGUGACAAUUGAAUGGCACAUCUCUAGCGGCACAGAGCCUGGCACCUACAGGAUCCAGUACUUCGGGCACUACAGGAGGCUGUUCAAGCAAUUCCAUCCCUUUAAAGGCACAUCCGCAGCAUUUGAAAUUACAAAUCUGUAGCCAACCAUUUUCAUUAAAAGAACUGUUGCCUUCAAACAGUAGAUUUGAUACCUGUGACGUUCAUAUGAACACCUGGGAGGUUUCCUGUGGCAUUUUUCCUCUCACAUAAGGGAAAAAUGUCCCUUAUGUGCUUCUCGUUGUCCUUUGCUAUGCAAAGCUCAGCCUGCUGCAAAGUUUUGACUUUUACUUGCAAUUCAGCCCCCUUAGUUUGCCAUAUUUUCAUUCAAAUAGUACCAGUCCCAGAUGGAUCUCAUUGAUUCUCACUGUACUACGAAAUGCUCUGUUUUUCUUUACUCACUAAAUAAAUGCUUAUUGAUUGUGAA
Messenger RNA from Coturnix japonica (Japanese quail), 4279 nucleotides. Lineage: Eukaryota; Metazoa; Chordata; Aves; Galliformes; Phasianidae. The record is from RefSeq and is a predicted model, not a curated record.